CGCAGAUAAUAGAAACCGCUCAAUAUCCACCAUUAUUAAACAUAUCUCAAUUAGACCCAACAUACACCCUUUUACUCAAUUCAAAAUGUUCGCCAUUCAACCAGCACAAAAGCCCUCUUCCGACAACGACACAUCGACUGGCAGUGAUCAAUUCACGCCUAACAUACUCCCCUGUCGCAUUCGUCACGAUGGCCCUGUCGAAACACUAGACCGCUACUGGACACCCGAAUCCGAUGAAAAUGACAAGAACCUGCAGACAGCCUACUUCCGCGGCCGCAAGCUAAGGGGGCGACGAGUUGCGAUACCAGAAGGUUAUGAGGGUAUCGUUGCGACGCCGUCAGACCGUGUGAUGCCUUCUACCCAAACAAGCGCAGACGUUGAAGUCGAGGAAACCGAACCCGAAGAGCCAGUCAAGGUUCUCGAGAAGCAGGGUACAUUCGACGAAUAUGUGGUCUGGGGACAUGAAUGGGUACCGGCGGCAGACGACUCCUUUGUAAAAGGCGUGGAGGAGUGGAUUAAGCUGGCUGAGGCGAUGCAUUGCCAGCCCAGCAGCGAAAAGAAAGCUUCUACUUGAGCCUGGUUGUAAACAGGGGCCAUGAUAACCCAGUACAGGACGUUCCUGGCUUCGCCCGCGUGGUUACAAUUCCUUGAUAUUCGACAAGUCCUUCCGAUAAGCCUGCUACAACACAAACCCAACUCUUACGGUGAACCUCUCGGCGUGUCCAGGCGAUAAGUCAGCUCAAGCUUGCCAUCUGUGGGUUCUGGUUGAACCCAGCCCAACCAGGACCACGAUAGACCUCGUGGGAGCAACUCAACCAACCAGGAGGCCAACACAACAAUCCGAAUCUGUACCGAUGUAUCCUGCAAUCACGGGUCCUCGAAGGCAGAUUAUUAGACACCCAGGGCCUCCAAUAUUCCGACAUGUGCAGGCAGACGCAUAUAUAAGCAAGCUGGCCGACAUGCGCAAGAUAGGAUGUCGGAAAGGACCAUAGUUAUCGCAGAAUACCAAUCAUAUGUCAUGGGAGCUGUUCGAAGAACCAAAC
Messenger RNA from Aspergillus heteromorphus CBS 117.55, 1043 nucleotides. RefSeq names its product ribonuclease H2 subunit C. The transcript has 4 exons. Gene Ontology annotation, biological process: RNA catabolic process. Gene Ontology annotation, cellular component: ribonuclease H2 complex. The record is from RefSeq and is a predicted model, not a curated record. Bases 86 to 574 code for a protein of 162 amino acids. NCBI's taxonomy places the organism in Eukaryota, Fungi, Ascomycota, Eurotiomycetes, Eurotiales, Aspergillaceae.